UGUGCAACAUCCUGGGGCUGUGAAUGGUGCUACGUAAGUGCGGGGUCUUGUCUUUAUCCAAUUGUUCACUUCACACCGUCUCAGGGCUUCGGGGAGAAUAAACAGGAACAUGUUGCAGGAAAUUAAACAUUGAUUUGAUUUUGCAGUGGAGCCCUGGCUUUAAAAAUAAACAUGUUGUGACUGAUAGUAAUUCUGCCUACCGCCUGUGGAAUGGGGCGCUUUAAAAGAGCAAUUAAUUCUGCUAAUUAUUUCUACCUUGCAUCAUUAUAUUUGUGCUCUGAACGUGUCGGUAUUCAUAUAAUGAAAACCAUGCAGCUUUUUUAUUUCUUCUGCGCCUAGAUGUGUGUUUUGAAACAGAGACUUUGCAACAGGAUGUGGUUUAGCUCAGUGCACCAAGUCUGGACUACAGCAGGUUUCCUGUCAAGCUGCGACUGACUGCUGAGGGCUGGAGCCGUUAUCUCCCCGCUGUCAAGAGUCAAGCUUGCCCUUCGUGCCUCACUUCCUUGGUUUCUUACAGCAUUUCCUGAGCACAAAUCGAUAAACCACUGACAUGCUGUGGAAAGGGGAAAAAAAACACAAAAAACUUUUAAGCGAGGCACGGGAAGCUGAUGUUUAAACUCCCCGUUUUACAGGCCUGGAUAAGAGGAAAACUCCUACACACUUGAAGCGGUGUAAACUUCACCAACCGGCUGACAACAGGCGGACCGAGUCUCCAGUGGAAAGGACAAGCCAGGCAGGAAUCCUGUCGUUUCUUUUCGCCCACAAUGUGGACUCUGCAGAAAUCAUUUUGUGUCAGAAGCUACUGAUUUUAAAAAGUCGUGUCAGGAUGUGAGUCUGCACUUGGCCCUGGAGACAUUUGCUGGGAUUGUUGGUUGUUUAUUUUUUUUCUUCAAAAGACAAACCCCAUGGUUGUUUUCGGAUAGCUCCCGCGACAGAGCACUUUGAGCCGGGGAUUACUGAAGUCAACUUGUUCACUAAUGAAGAACAAGGCAGCCAAGCAGAAGGGAAAGCGGAAAGGUGCGAAGGACACUGCGUUUGGCUGUGACCUGGGCGAACACUUGCACAGCUCCAGCCAGGAUGUUCCUCAUGUCCUCAAAAGCUGUGCCGAAUUCAUUGAGAAACAUGGCAUUGUAGAUGGUGUCUACAGACUCUCAGGGAUUACAUCCAACAUCCAAAAGCUAAGGCAGGAGUUUGGCACAGAGCAGCAGCCUGACUUGACGAAGGAAGUGUAUCUGCAAGAUAUCCACUGUGUGGGAUCUCUCUGCAAGCUCUAUUUCCGAGAGCUACCCAAUCCUCUCCUCACAUAUGAACUCUACAAAAAAUUCACAGAGGCUGUUGCUGCUCAGUCUGAGGAGGAGCAGCUGGCGAGGAUCCAAGAUGUCAUCAAAGAGCUACCUCCCCCACAUUACAGAACUUUGGAAUACCUGAGCAAACAUUUAACACAAAUAGCCUCGUUUAGCAACAAGACAAACAUGCACUCCAGGAACCUAGCCCUUGUAUGGGCUCCCAAUCUCCUGAGGUCAAAAGAAAUAGAAAGCUCUGGAUAUAACAACGAUGCUGCGUUUCUGGAGGUGCGAGUUCAGUCCAUUGUUAUUGAGUUCAUCCUGAAUCACGUCAAUCAGCUGUUCAACAGUAACGCCACGCAGAUCAAGCAAGUCGUUGAAGCACACAAUCCUGUUGCUAAAUGCAAGUCACUUCCGAUUGUAUCACCGUCCAUGAAGCUUUUAUCCCUGGAGGAGGCUCAGGCCAGGACCUUGAAACCAGACCAUCCUGCGCGACUGGAGAAAAUACACAGUGCUCCAAUGAACACUGGCCCUGCUGCCGGGACUAUUUAUCACACCGUCAUCGAUCUGCCAGACCCCAGGAGAAAGCUCUCUGCAAAGGCUAAGAAGUGGAAAUCCAUAUUCAACCUGGGGCGAUUGGGAAACGAUUCCAAGGGUAAACUAAGCAGGAAUGGCAGCGUGUUUGUGAGAGCACCACCGUUUGCAGAAAAAGGCAACAUUCGACCUGCUAAGAGUAUGGAGUCCCUUUGCUCCUUGCCAUUAGAAGAUGAUGAAAAGGGUGUUCGAUUUAAACAUGGAGCAACUCUGGGAGGAGGGCUCUCAGGAUCGAUGAAAUCGCACACUCUUGGAUCAGGAAGUUCCUACAAUCUAAGUCGGAGGCACAGCGAUUGGGAUCAGGAAGAGCUGGUGGGUGCGAUUGGAGGAUGUGUGGGGAACAUUAGCCCGGGAACGUCAGACAAAGAGACAGCGAUUUUGAGAGCGCAGCCGGAGCAGCUGAAGGUGUUCUGUGGGGAAGCCUUCAACAAAUCGGAGCCAUCACCAAAGACGAGACGGUUGUUUUACUCAGCAAAUUUCAAUGAUUCGUCACCCAAGUCCAAUUUCCCAGGUAACUUGUUUCCCCUUGAAGCAUCACCACGACAUCAUAGAAAACCAAUGGCAGUGAAUAUUUCUGAGCCUUUUUCCACAUCUGUGCCGUUACACAUCUCAGGGAUUAUCAAUCCCCGUGUCACACCUUGUAAGGAAGCACUAAAAGAUGCACAACAUCUGAAUGCCACAGGAUCACUAGAGUCAAUGGACAGGCCAUCGCCUCCUGAAAGCAGCACCUUUGACAACGCCAGUGAAGAGAAGGAAGAUCAAACUGAUUCAGGCCAGCAUAAACAGAAGGAUGACCAGAACAUUGAAACGGAUGGAUCGAGGGCCGAAUGGCAUGUUGUUUCCACAAAUUCAUCAUCGCAGAAUCAAGCAGAGCUCUCCCUAAACCCAACACAUCAGGACUCUGAUCCAUUGCAGCCUUUCUCUUCCUCAGAGUCCGUGACCAUCUCAGCUGCAUCUCUAAACCCCUGUGAAAACACAGAGCAAGAAGAAGUGCCUCCUCCAAUUGUUCCCUCAGCAGAGAAUCCAUGUGAAAAUGAACAUCAAAGUGGGAGCAUCAAAGAGAAUCCAGCAACUAAACAGGAUGCCGAUUCCUCUGCCAAGCUAUUUAAGGAGCAUCUGUGGCCUCAAGCCAAAGAGCUUGAGAUUAUUGAAACUGAGGAGACCACUGGGCCUGAUUUCUUUCUGGAAAAGAUGGAAGAAAAAUUGGAUCAAUCUCGUGACGACAGCCAGAUCGAGUAUAUGUCUCUGCCUGAUGCUUCAACAGCGGUAAAUAUUAUUGGACGGCACAGAAUGCACAGUCUCCCCAACCUGUUCUUACAAAGCUCCCCUCUAAUGGUUGAAACUGCUCAUGAAGAAAUGGACUUAAACUCCACAAGUAGCAAAUGUCCCAGUGAAGGGAAGAACAUCAAGACACCUGAUCAAGUGUGCCAGACUCAGGACAUUAAAUCUUUGGAGUCCUUACAAGAUGCUUCCUCCAAGAUGGAACUUAUACGACCAAUAACGGAUCAAAAUACUUUGAAGGUGAAAGUGGAGACUUCACCAACAGCAUCUGCAGAUUCAGAAUUAGUCGAUAUUAAUUCAGAUAUAAAGCAUCAGUAUUCAAUUGGUUCUCCUGGAUUUCAGUCUUCAGAACCUUGCAUUAAGAAAACUGGACCAAGUGAGGUGGCUGUACAUUCAACGCAUAAUCUGUCUGAUGAGAAAAGAGAUCAAGAGGAGCAUCUGGCAGAUAUUCAGUCCGAUCUGAAAGCUAAAACUUUGACAACCGUUGCCAGUGAGCUACCCUGUCCCAAACACUGGAUGGACAACGAUGCAUUUAAUGAACGUAACUCGCCUUCAUUCGAAGUCAAAGAGGAUGAGGAAGAAUGUCUGGCAAAGAUGUCACCAGAUAUAAGGCCAGAGGAGUGGCGAUAUGCUGCUGCUCAGGAUAUAUGGUCCCCUGAUGUGUGUACAGAUAAAGUAUCCCCUGACGAGCCUCCUGAAUCAUCAUCUCAGUGUGUUAACCAAAAUAUUGAUUGGAUCAGUCAAAACCCAGAGACCGCUUUAUCAAUUUGCAAUGAUGAGCAUUUGAGCAAUACCUCUCUUGUAAGCAAAUCUGUAACUUCCCUCAAUGAAAUGGAGGAAAUCGCCAGACAUAGCCAGCUAACUGUUGCAACAGCUGAACACAAUUCAUUGGCAUCUUCUAAACAGGAUAGUUUAUACGUUGGAAACUUUGGAGCCAGUGCAGAAUCCACAGCGGUAACACCUGGCACAAUUGAGGGAGGUUGCUUUGCAUCUGAAGAUAAGACACCAUUAUUUGCUUCAUACUCCACAGUCAACAACCAACCUUCUGUGUCUGAUGAAACCCCAGUUCAAUCAUUCCCAGUUGGUGUCACUGCAGUUCGAACAACCUACAUGAUAAAGACAUGUCAGGUCAAAGCAAUCCCAGUCAUUCCACCAAAGGUGCAGUUUACGCAGGUCCCCAAGCCUUUGCCAAAGAAGAGCCUCACACCCUCUUCCCUCCCUCUGGACAAAGUUCUAACCGUUCUGCAACCUGUUGAGCCAAGUUGGCCUGACAGCAAACAAAGACUGGAUUCGACAGCAACCAAUUCUUCACCGGCAGAAUCUAAAGACGGGAAAGAAAAUGGUCUGCCAAAGUCUCAAUCACCUGAGCAUGGCGGGUAUGUUGUCUCUCCAGAUACAUCCAUCACACAAUCUAAACCCAGUCAAGCAGCACCAGUUGUGCAGAAAACCUCCACGGCAAAUGGAGAAGAUGUCCCAGAUAGCCCGUCAUCUUUAAGAAUGGAUAGAUCCGUGGUGCAGCAGAAGCCUGGGUUUAUACGCCACUCUCAGCACAGAUCGAAGGCAGGUAGGCCACAAAGCCUCAUCCUCUUCAGCCCUCCCUGGCCAAGCAUGGAACGCUCUUCCCCUGGCGAGCUCAGCCAUACGCCACUCAGUCCAGUGAAAUCCAGCCCUGAGCCAUGUACAACAUCAGAGCUGGAUCAUUCAGCUCCAGGCAGCUACUCCCAUCAACUUACUGACAGUCCGAAAGAGCCAGAGGGUGUCACCUCCGAAAACCACAUGAGCAUGCCUAAAAAUGGGCAGCGGUUGGAGACCUCAACAAGUUGUUUCUACCAACCUCAGCGGAGGACCAUGAUAUUUGAAAAUAGAGGUGGCAGGCAAAUUGAAUGACUAAUUUUAAAUGAUCCACAUAUUUCAGACAGCUUACAUAAGAUUUUAUUUGUUUUGCCUCUUUUCAUAUUCUUCCUCACAAGCUCAAAUGUCGACCACGGUUUUAAAAUAUGCUUCAGAAUAUGGAGGUAGAGAAGGUUAAAUAUCCAGACUUGGGCAAGGUAAAGAAUAUUAGGCGAACCAGCUUUAGAUGUUACAAUUGCUAAGCCUUUAAUAAAGGGUGCUUCCUUCUAACUUUGCAAUGCAACAUAUACCUAUGAUCAAAUCUAUGAUCAAGUGAGUGGAGGAAAUGUAAAAUAUGCUAAUUAACAGCCAAGUCGUUCCUUAAAAUGAACAUUUUGUAAGCUCCCUCAGAAUUAAAACUGUGCCUUGAAUCUGUGGGAGCUGAUAACAGCAAACAAAAUCAGUCCCACUGAAGAAUCAUCUCUCAUUUUAGCCUGAUCUCUACAAGGGGUACGUUGCUAUAAUAUUUCUUAUAUUUUAUAGCAAGCCUUGUAAGAAAAAGAUUUUACCUGAUGUAUUAUAAGUGUGGAGAAUGCAUUGUUGAUGGUUAUUGCACUUAAUGAUCGACUUUCAUGAUCAUUGCAAACCAUGUUGUUUUAUUAUUGCUUACUGUACCUAUUACUCUAACUAAUAGAGCAAUGUAAAUUCAAAUUAUAUCUCCUUACAAAAUUUUAUUGAUUUCGUUAUACCUCACAUAAAAGCAAAGAAUGACAAAUUAAGAAUUAAACAGUCACUUCUGACCAAAGCAGAAAAUCUAUGUUAGACGUACUACUGUAAUAUUUAUCUAAAUACAACCAUCUCAGAGAAUAGACAUCAGUGACCCUGUACAUUCUUUACCAUCUCAGUUUCAAUGUUUUAUGAUCCUCUCAUCUGUAUUGAAAUUAUUUCUACAAUGUCAAAUAUUAAAUGUAAGUAUUUUUUGUCCAGUAAGAGAAUUAAAUUGUUUGAACAAAAAUGUACUCGUAAAAUGUUUCAUCAUUCCGAAAAGCAGAAAAUCCUGGAACUGCUCUGCAGGUUGGGCAGCAUCUGUGGAGGAAAAAGCAAAGUUAAUGUUUCAGGAUGAGGCUUCUUGUAAAUCACAAAGCAAUGGGACACUCUCCCUCCUCUCAAGCUAACAGAUCAGUACAGACACCUUAGCUCAUCCACUCAUAACUAUCCAUCAGAGCUGCAUGUAUUAUCCAGCUGAAGCCUAGGACUGCUUUCCGUUUAUUGCAUGUCCCAGUUCCAUUACCCAACGUUACCAUCUUAAGGUGGACCAACAAUGGCAAUCUCUGUGGGCCAGUGGAUAUCAGGUAAGGUCAGAAUGUUUCUGUUAUUAAAUAACAGGCUAAAAGCCAUUGCAUCGAUACACAUGUUAAAAGCUUUUACCAAUCAAGCAGACCUGGCAAGGAUGGCAUUAAGCUUCAAGUAUUCUUGGAGCGAUAAUACCAAUUUCCAGCAACAUCUCCGAGUCCAGCAUGCAUAAUGAUUUAUUUGAAAUGUGUUAUAUUGGCAUUUAACAUCCCAUUUUCUGCUGAAGCAAAAUUCAGCAACUAAUGGAGUGAGAAUCAAACCGUAUCUGUACCUGGUGGCACUGUUUAGAUUGUUAUACCUACUGUCAGAAUUAUAAACCACACCUGUUAUUAAGUGGAUUUUUGAUUAAAAAUUUGUGACUCAAAGUAACUUUAGAUGUUUGUAAUACUGCUACAAAUAUACUUCUCCUCACACCCUAUAUGGGUUAACUUUAAAUGCAUUUCAAAACAAUUCUUAUAUACUGUAACUGGGUUAUUCAAUUUUUGUCACGUGUGCCUAGAUACAGUGAAGUUCCUCUUUUUUGCCUAGUGUUCAGUACAAAUUUUACUUUACAAAUGCGCAAACAUAAUUAAGUUCAGGAGUGCAGGAGGAGUAGAUGACUCUAAAACAGUAAAUGUUUCUGCACCAUUUUGUAUGAUUCAGGUCCAAAGUUAUAAAAAUGUGAAGUGUUAACUUGGUCAUCAAGGCCGGUUGUCCUGGCGAUGGCACUGCGUUGGAGUUGCAGGGUUAGCCUGGCCAGGCAAUGUUG
This is a messenger RNA of Leucoraja erinaceus (little skate), 7089 nucleotides long. RefSeq names its product Rho GTPase activating protein 31 (gene arhgap31). NCBI's taxonomy places the organism in Eukaryota, Metazoa, Chordata, Chondrichthyes, Rajiformes, Rajidae. The transcript has 12 exons. Gene Ontology annotation, biological process: small GTPase-mediated signal transduction. The record is from RefSeq and is a predicted model, not a curated record. Gene Ontology annotation, molecular function: GTPase activator activity. Bases 978 to 5045 code for a protein of 1355 amino acids.